Piliocolobus tephrosceles (Ugandan red Colobus) is the source of this 5818-nucleotide messenger RNA. It is a transcript of the gene ALG9, whose product is annotated as ALG9 alpha-1,2-mannosyltransferase. Lineage: Eukaryota; Metazoa; Chordata; Mammalia; Primates; Cercopithecidae. The record is from RefSeq and is a predicted model, not a curated record. Bases 97 to 1965 code for a protein of 622 amino acids. The transcript has 16 exons. Gene Ontology annotation, biological process: protein N-linked glycosylation. Gene Ontology annotation, cellular component: endoplasmic reticulum membrane. Gene Ontology annotation, molecular function: alpha-1,2-mannosyltransferase activity.
GUCCCUCGGCGGACACCGUUUGCCAGUCAAAGCUAUGUCUCCGCGCUCACCGACUUCAUAGGGUUCCGAAUUCUGUCUUUUUCCCCCAAGCUUGCCAUGGCUAGUCGAGGGGCUCGGCAGCGCCUGAAGGGCAGCGGGGGCAGCAGUGGGGAUACGGCCCCGGCUGCGGACAAGCUGCGGGAGCUGCUGGGCAGCGGAGAGGCGGGCGGCGCGGAGCACAGGACCGAGUUAUCUGGGAACAAAGCAGGACAAGUCUGGGCACCUGAAGGAUCUACUGCUUUCAAGUGUCUGCUGUCAGCAAGGUUAUGUGCUGCUCUCCUGAGCAACAUCUCUGACUGUGAUGAAACAUUCAACUAUUGGGAGCCAACACACUACCUCAUCUAUGGGGAAGGGUUUCAGACUUGGGAAUAUUCCCCAGCAUACGCCAUUCGCUCCUAUGCUUACCUGUUGCUUCAUGCCUGGCCAGCUGCAUUUCAUGCAAGAAUUCUACAAACUAAUAAGAUUCUUGUGUUUUACUUUUUGCGAUGUCUUCUGGCUUUUGUGAGCUGUAUUUGUGAACUUUACUUUUACAAGGCUGUGUGCAAGAAGUUUGGGUUGCACGUGAGUCGAAUGAUGCUAGCCUUCUUGGUUCUCAGCACUGGCAUGUUUUGCUCAUCAUCAGCGUUCCUUCCUAGUAGCUUCUGUAUGUACACUACAUUGAUAGCCAUGACUGGAUGGUAUAUGGACAAGACUUCCAUUGCUGUGCUGGGAGUAGCAGCUGGGGCUAUCUUAGGCUGGCCAUUCAGUGCAGCUCUUGGUUUACCCAUCGCCUUUGAUUUGCUGGUCAUGAAACACAGGUGGAAGAGUUUCUUUCAUUGGUCGCUGGUGGCCCUCAUACUCUUUCUGGUGCCUGUGGUGGUCAUUGACAGCUACUAUUAUGGGAAGUUGGUGAUUGCACCACUCAACAUUGUUUUGUAUAAUGUCUUUACUCCUCAUGGACCUGAUCUUUAUGGUACAGAACCCUGGUAUUUCUAUUUAAUUAAUGGAUUUCUGAAUUUCAAUGUAGGCUUUGCUUUGGCUCUCCUGGUCCUACCACUGACUUCUCUUAUGGAAUACCUGCUGCAGAGAUUUCAUGUUCAGAAUUUAGGCCACCCAUAUUGGCUUACUUUGGCUCCAAUGUAUAUUUGGUUUAUAAUUUUCUUCAUCCAGCCUCACAAAGAGGAGAGAUUUCUUUUCCCUGUGUAUCCACUUAUAUGUCUCUGUGGUGCCGUGGCUCUCUCUGCACUUCAGAAAUGUUACCACUUUGUGUUUCAACGAUACCGCCUGGAGCACUAUACUGUGACGUCGAAUUGGCUGGCAUUAGGAACUGUCUUCCUGUUUGGGCUUUUGUCGUUUUCUCGCUCUGUGGCACUGUUCAGAGGAUAUCACGGGCCCCUUGAUUUGUAUCCAGAAUUUUACCGAAUUGCUACAGAUCCAACCAUCCACACUGUCCCAGAAGGCAGACCUGUGAAUGUCUGUGUAGGAAAAGAGUGGUAUCGAUUUCCUAGCAGCUUCCUUCUUCCCGAUAAUUGGCAGCUUCAGUUCAUUCCAUCAGAGUUCAGAGGUCAGUUACCAAAACCUUUUGCAGAAGGACCACUGGCUACCCGGAUUGUUCCUACUGACAUGAAUGACCAGAAUCUAGAAGAGCCAUCCAGAUAUAUCGAUAUCAGUAAAUGCCAUUAUUUAGUGGAUUUGGACACCAUGAGAGAAACACCUCGGGAGCCAAAAUAUUCAUCCAAUAAAGAAGAAUGGAUCAGCUUGGCCUAUAGGCCAUUCCUUGAUGCUUCUAGAUCUUCAAAGCUGCUGCGGGCAUUCUAUGUCCCUUUCCUGUCAGAUCAGUAUACGGUGUAUGUAAACUACACCAUCCUCAAACCCCGGAAAGCAAAGCAAAUCAGGAAGAAAAGUGGAGACCGGAGAAGAGCAGAACCAACUUACAGGAAGAAUUGAAAAUCCUGGGACUGGAUGGCUGUGUUAAGCUGUUCUCCACACUCUGGCCUGGCAUCUGAGAACUAGCAAGCCUCUCUUAGGCCAUAUGGGCUUCUCCACCAAAGCUGUUUGGCAGCUCCUAGCAGACCUUCUUGUUCAAAUCCUCGUGCUGAAAAUGAACAUAGCCUAGUUGCCAGCCCACAUGUCCUUUUCACCUCCAGCAAGACUAAGCUUCUUUAAAGCACUUCACAGGACUAGGACCCUGUCCUGGAGCUAUCUCAGGAAAAAGGCGACCAUUUGAGGAACUGUGACCUAAUUUUAUUAUAAUGAUGCCUCUAAUUUUAAUUUGCUUUACAACCCACUGUACCUAUAUGGUUGUAUUGUUUUUUUGUUUAGUUUUAGCAUGCUAUGUUUUGAAUUCUAGACUCCUCCGUGUGAAGAUAUCAACAGACAAAACUACAACUGUACAGGACAUAUUUGGAGAAAAUUUUAUCAAUUGAUAGAUUUGGAUGACAUCACAUUUUUAAGUAAUGUAAUCUGAGGCCACUGCUGAGGAAAUUAAGAAUUUUCCUUUUUUUUUUAACCACCCCCAGUGAAAAGGACCAGUGUAUAUUUAUAGAACCUAUUUUUUAGUUCUGUCUGUUGUGAGGCACAUCCUGCAUGGGGCACUUCUAGUCAAAUAGGCAAUUAUAAGGACCUAAUUAAAAUGUAAUAAGUAUAUACUAUUACUUUAAAAGCCUUUACUGUCAGUACUUCAGUUUACAAGGCACUUUCACAGCAUCUCAUUUGAUCCUCACAAUCACAACAUGUGGUAGGCAAGGCAGGUGAUUUUUAUCCCCAUUUUACAGAUAAGGAAACAGGCUGGGGUGGGGAGUGAGGGGAGGUAAACAUAGUUGCCUGAGGUCACACAGCCAGUAAGUAAUAGAGCUGGGACUGGAACCUAGGUUUCCUUACUCUCAUCUGUUGCUCCUCCAUAUUCCUCACUCAACCAUGAAAACAUUACUCGAAAGGACUGACGAGGUUAACCAGAGACCCAACUGAUAUUGUAACUUUCUAUUUUAAGGAAGAAUUCUAUCUGUAUUUCUUUGAGUUCUUUGGAGCCUCCAGUCUGCCUGUAUGUUAGACCAGCACAGCAGUGCUGUGUGAUUCAGCCUGACCUGUGGCAGGAAAGUAGUGCUUCUGUUUGGAAGUCGUCUUCUUUUGCAGCCACACAGGAUCCAAAUAUUAGUACUAUUCCUGUAGUCAAUCUGGGGUCACAUUAUAGGUGCCUUAUUUCCCUAAGGGUAACUGAUCUGAAUAUCUGCAAAUAGGAUGAAUCUAUUUUUCAGAAGUUCCAUCUUUCAUUUUUCUUUUUUUUUUCUCUUUUGAGGUGGAGUCUCAUUCUGUCGCCCAGGCUGGAGUGCAGUGGCGUGAUCUCGGCUCACUGCAACCUCUGUCUCCCAGGUUGAAGCAAUUCUUAUGCCUCCCAAGUAGCUGGGAUUACAGGCAUGAGCCAUCACGCCCAGCUAAUUUAUGUAUUUUUAGUAGAGUCGGGGUUUCACCAUGUUGGCCAGGGUGGUCUUGGACUCCAGACCUCAGCUGAUCCACCCACCUCAGCCUCCCAAAGUGCUGGGAUUACAGGCAUGAGCCAUUGUACCCAGUCCCAUCUUUCAUUUUCAAAGAGGAGGGCAUUCUAAUAGGAACUGAUGCCAAGAGAGAAGAAAAGAAGUGAUAACAGAAGAAAUGGCUAGUUACGAUAUUAAAAAGCUCCUCUUUGAGAUCUGCUCUGCAGGAAUAUCAGAGACAGAGUUGAAGCACUGGAGAAGUAAUAGGUCUAGACAGUACAGAACAAUAACUGGGGAGUGUGUGAAGAUAGACUGGGCCUCCUUGCUUGAAAGAUCUCUGGUAUUUAAUUCUCAAUACUUGAUUAUUGUUUUCCAGUGUGAAACUGGCACAUAUGAUCUGACUAUAGGACAGAGAAUUAUAAGUGAAACAUUUGCCUUACUUGCAGUGAUGAUGUGCUGUUCUUCACAGGAGCUAAGGCCCUCUAUGUUUCGCAGAGGUAAAUAAGAAUCCAGGAAUGGAGGUCCGUCUGUGAUGAAUGACUUUUUUCUAAUCAAAGUAGUAUAAUGCUGGUCUAUUUUAUCAUCUUGCUUGUUUGUUUGUUUUUUUAAACAACAACUUAAUUAUAAUAUAGCACAAAGAAAGGCCAGGACUGAUGCAGGGAUUCCUUGGAAACAGCAGUUCCUAACACUUUUAAAACCUGAUUUUGGAUCUCUCUGUUCUGUGUAUGUCUUUAGUGAGCACAAUAAAUGGCAGGACACUGUGCCAAAUGCUAUAGGUAAGGAAUAUAGAAAUGAAUGUUUUUUAUUGUGAAGGUGUUUCCAUGUGAUAUUUUAUAAACACAUUUUUUUUAAAUCUCCAUCACUUUGUAAUAUAGGAAGGAUAGCUUUGCCUGGGAAAAACAGUUUCAAAACACCUGCUCAGAGUAGCAUUUGUCCCUCAGAAAAUCAGUGUUCAGCCUGCACUGACUGUUCUGCUUGCCAUAAGGAGGAAGCAUGCAAGAUACUUAUUUCUCCAUAGAUGAUGGAGUAUAGAGGGAUGUGGGACUACAGAUAAUUUUUUUUUGUUUUUUGCGAGACAGAGUCUUGCUCUGUCACCCAGGUUGGAGUGCGGUGGCACGACCUCAGCUCACUGCAACCUGUGUCUCCCAGGUUCAAGCAAUUCUCCUGCCUCAGCCUCCCGAGUAGCUGGGAUUACAGGCAUGCACCACCGCGCUCAGCUAAUUUUUGUAUUUUUAGUAGAGGUGGGGUUUUACCUUUUUGGCCAGGCUGGUCUCAAACUCCUGACCUCGUGAUCCUCCCCCCUCAGCCUCCUGAAGUGCUAGGAUUGCAGGCGUGAGCCACCACGCCCGGCCCAGAUGACUUGUAAUAUAUGAUCGGGGGUGAGUGAGGAAGUAGGUAUACUUGGCAAAUGCAUGGUUCUCUGAUUUCUAGCUCUAAAGUAGCCUUAUCUGAAUCCCCAAAUCUUGUGAUGCUGAGUACCAUUACUGAACCAGUCUGCACGGUAGGCAUCUAUUACCAAAAUUUACCUCCUACCUGGUAGGUGUCGUCUGAUAAGAAAGAAGACAGGUUAUUUUAAUCUUUUGAGAUAAUCACAGAAAAUUGCAGCCCAUACUCUUUAUUACCGAAUUCAAGUUUGGAAAUAGGCCCUUUGUUUUAAAUCAUGAUGGGACUUUAUCCCAACCAUUUAUCUCGGUCAUUUUUCCAACUUUGGAGUUCUAGGAAAGAACCUUGAAAACCCGAUAUGAUUCUGCAGCGUGAGGUCUAGGGUGACCAUUUGGGCAAAGCUCCAACGGCAAUCAUUUAUUGUGUUUUGCAUUUCCUGGGAUUUAUUGAAAUAAGAAUUCACUGUGAUUAUGUAGUCUUCUGGCCAGUAUCAGGCAGCUCUGCUUUUAAUUUGGUUAAUUUUAUUUUAUCUGAAGAGGGAGAAGAGGCACAAUUUAAUCUUGGCCUCCACAAGCAUAUUAAAGCUCAUGUGUUAAUCAGUGCAUUCUUAUGCUCCUACAUUAAAUGCCUUGGGUAAAUGGAUAAAUGGACAUGUGCCCAGCUUUAAUUUUUUUUUGCAGCAGAAAGAUCAGACUUCCAUACGGCAUUGUUGGAUUUCAGAGGCUUUCUGGUGUAUCUGUAAAUCUGAAUGUUGCCUUUACUUUUGCCAGUCUGUAUAACUAUGUGAUUCAUGCUGCAGAUGAAAUCAGGAAGCAGUAAAGUGUUAAAGCAAGAGUAUUGUCCAAUUCGCUUGUCUUCCUGAUCCUUGUACUUUAUUUCACAUGUCAGUGUUUACAUUACAUACUUAUAUUUCCCGUUAAAAAGUUAAAUAAAUUGUAGCAGUUUGA